Molecule: messenger RNA, 1948 nt
Organism: Anoplopoma fimbria (sablefish)
Lineage: Eukaryota; Metazoa; Chordata; Actinopteri; Perciformes; Anoplopomatidae
Gene: ctsba
Product: cathepsin Ba
Exons: 12
Coding region: 219-1211 (330 amino acids)
Biological process (GO): regulation of catalytic activity
Cellular component (GO): lysosome
Molecular function (GO): cysteine-type endopeptidase activity
Source: RefSeq, a predicted model, not a curated record
CGCAGCUCAUGUGACCUGACCCACGUGGUGCGAUGAAUACAUAAAGAAGAGGCUCGUAUCCCAAUCACAGUUUGUUGAAGGGAAACCUGGAGCUGAAGAUUUGAAGUUCACACAUUACAGCUGGCAAACGAGCUACAGGCCCUCUGCAUUGUGACAAGGAAUAAGGAAAUGAGUCGUUUCUAUCAGUACACUAAUAGACUACAAACAAACCAGGCAAAAUGUGGCAUUCAGCCUUUCUGUUGUUGGCUGCCAGCUUGUCGGUGAGCCUGGCCAGACCCCACCUCAAACCACUGUCCAGUGAGAUGGUCAACUACAUCAAUAAGGUCAACACUACUUGGAAGGCUGGUCACAACUUCCAUAAUGUCGACUACAGUUAUGUGAAGAAACUCUGCGGUACGUUGCUGAAGGGACCUAAGCUGCCAAUCAUGGUUCAGUUUGCUGGAGACCUGAAGCUGCCUGAAAGCUUUGACUCCAGAGAGCAGUGGCCCAACUGUCCCACUCUGAAGGAGAUCAGAGACCAGGGCUCCUGUGGAUCCUGCUGGGCAUUUGGCGCUGCAGAGGCCAUCUCUGACCGAGUGUGUAUCCACAGCAACGCCAAGGUCAGCGUGGAGAUCUCCUCAGAGGACCUGCUGACCUGCUGCGAGAGCUGUGGCAUGGGAUGUAAUGGUGGCUACCCUUCAGCUGCCUGGAACUUCUGGACCAAUGAGGGUCUGGUCUCUGGUGGUCUCUAUGACUCCCACAUUGGUUGUCGGCCCUACACCAUCCCCCCCUGUGAACACCAUGUGAACGGCAGCAGACCCUCCUGCUCUGGGGAGGGUGGAGAUACACCCGAGUGCAUCUCCCAGUGCGAACCUGGAUACACACCCAGCUACAAAGUGGACAAGCACUUUGGUAAAUCGUCUUACAGCGUGCUGUCAGAUGAGAAGGAGAUUCAGAGUGAGAUAAUGAAGAAUGGCCCAGUAGAGGGAGCCUUUACCGUCUAUGAAGACUUUGUGCUCUACAAGUCUGGUGUGUAUCAGCAUGUGUCUGGUUCCGCGGUUGGUGGCCACGCCAUCAAGAUCCUGGGCUGGGGAGAGGAGGGUGGUGUUCCCUACUGGCUCUGUGCCAACUCCUGGAACACUGACUGGGGUGAUAACGGAUUCUUUAAGUUCCUGAGAGGAUCGGAUCACUGUGGUAUGGAGUCUGAGAUUGUGGCGGGGAUUCCCAAAUAAAUUCUAAGGUUCUGAGCUGUGGUGUCAUGACAUAAUCACCAGAGAGCGACACACUCAAAAGGCCUGCUCUCGAACUCUUAACAGCUUUUUUUUUUUUUUUUUUUGAAAUGAUCACCUUGCACACAUUGCAUGUGGUUUUCUUUUGACAACAGACAGAAAAAAACCUCAAGAGCUACCUUCACCUCAUUUAUUAGCAGAUAGAGUACGGGCCUGACAACAAAUCAGAAUUGUGUUAUUGAAUAUGUUUUACGUGAAUGAGCUGUUGCAAGGGCUUAUUCCUUCACCUCCUAAAGCAAUGUCAAUCAAGGUUGCACAGGACAAAAAUGUUUCUAAAAACGUGUAGGUACUUUCCUUCAAAUCACCUGAUAUUUAUCAGGUGAUUUGAAGGAUACUGUCCCUGAUGUAGAACUGUAUUUGUCCCUAUGUCGUCACAUUUUCUGCACUGGCAGAGAGGGUCUUAGAGCAACACAGCCCAUGAUUGAGAUAACACAGAGACUGUUUGAAUGUUUAUAAUUUUUAAUGAUCACAGCUUUCAUAUUGUUCAUGUUAGGAUUAACCCAUUGUGAUUGGUGCCUGUAAGUGUUUUAAAACUUUGAGUAAUGGAUGAGAAAUAAAACUUUUUUUUAAAAAAAUGUAUAUGGUUGAAAUGGGAUGUUUUUAAUUGUCUGCCUGUAUCGAUCCAAAUAUUGGCACAUAACUGUUGUGCCCUGAAUUAAAUAAAACAAUUUGGUUCCAAA